Molecule: messenger RNA, 1882 nt
Organism: Olea europaea var. sylvestris
Lineage: Eukaryota; Viridiplantae; Streptophyta; Magnoliopsida; Lamiales; Oleaceae
Product: F-box/FBD/LRR-repeat protein At1g13570-like
Exons: 4
Coding region: 191-1447 (418 amino acids)
Molecular function (GO): protein binding
Source: RefSeq, a predicted model, not a curated record
AUAUCCAAGACAAUGUGAGUCGCUGACAUAUCCACAAACAAUUGCGCAUUUCAGCUGCUUGCUCUCAUAAAUUUCACUAUCUUACUAGAGAAUUUUCUUUCUUUUUCCAUCAAUACACAAAAAUCCUGAAGAGAUCUCCAGAUAGAAGAAAAUUCAAAUAAUUUUGGGUUGUGCUUGUGAAGACCUUAAAAUGAGGACAAUUGGAAGAUCUGAGGCAGAUUUGAUCAGCAAUCUGCCUUGUAGUAUCAUAGAGAACAUUCUUGGAUGCUUGCCCCUGCGAGAUGCCGUGAGAACGAGCAUUUUGUCGAGAGAAUGGAGGUACAAGUGGAUAACAUGUCCAGAACUCGUUUUCGAUUUCUGGUUUGAUCAAAUGUUCCUUGGAAACCACAAACUCGAGAUGAUUAUAUACCAAAUUCUUAGACUUCAUCAAGGACCACUGCUUAAAUUUGCCCUUCAAGUCCCUGAUUUUCGAAGUUGUCCUGAUGUUGAUCAAUGGAUUGAUCACCUACCAAACAACAAUAUCCAGGACUUCACUCUUCACAUAUCUAGGGGGGACAAGUAUGUUUUACCUUCUCGUCUUUUCGCUUUCCAGCAGUUAAGGAACUUGAAACUCUACAAAUGUGCAUUCAAUCCCCCUCCCGGGUUCAAAGGAUUCAGUAAGCUCGUGAACCUCGAUCUUCAGAAUGUUGAACUUGAUCCCGUGACAUUUGCAAAAUUUGUUGCUCUUUGCCCCAAUCUUGAAAGUUUGAGAUUAAUGGACUGCACUGGCUUUGAGUGCCUCGAAAUCAAUGCUUCCAAGUUGAAAUUUCUCGAGUUCCAUGGGGUAUUUAAAUCCGUCUCUUUCAAGAACUGCUCCAGUCUCGCUGAAGUUAAAUUAUCUUUCUCUUCCAUGGAUUUCAAAACUGGAAACCGCUUUUCGUUUGAUUUGAUCAAAUCUCUAAGCUGUCUGCCUGCGCUCGAGGAACUGCAUCUGCAGGCUUAUGUGUUGGAGGACCUCACAGAAUUUGGUGCACCUAAGAAACUUCCCAUGGCUUUGAAGACCCUGAAAACUCUUCACCUGUCUGACAUGUAUUUUGAAAAGAUUGAAGAAAUCUCAUGUGCCAUUUGCUUGAUCAGAAGCUCUCCCAAUUUACAGAAGCUUAAAAUUACAGCCUUCACUUUCGACGUGGUGGAAGCUGUUGCAGAAUUUCUCCGAGCACAAAAAAUUUCAGAUGGAUCUAUGACUCAGCUCAAAACAGUGGAUAUGCAACUCUUUUCUGGGAUAGAGUCCGAAAUGGAGUUUGUUAAGUACCUAUUGGCAUCUGCAACUGCACUCGAGGAAAUGGCAAUUUCGCCUCAUGCUGGAAGCGUUUCUGAUGGAGGAGAAUCGAUACUGAAUGAACUUAAACAAUUUCCCCGAGCAUCACCAAAAGCAGAAAUCAUUAAUUCUGAAAAGAAGGGCUGGUAAUUUGCCUUGUUCUUUGAGGUCUAUUAUUAAUCCGUGUUGUAGUUAGUGUAUUUUAGAUCGGUAGACAACCCAAAGUAUACGAGGAAACACGGCUUACUUUCUUCUUUGUUUCGAGCUGAGGUUCUGUAUCUGGUUGCUGGCUAUUUUUUGGACCAGCACAAGUAUGUCUAUAGCAGAUACAUCUUUUAAGCUCAUGGCCAUGUUUUUCAUGUGGCUGUCUUGGUAUUAUUGAAGUCAAUUGUAAAUUUAUACCUCGACGCGCGGGCUGUCCUUUGAUCUGGAAUUCAAGGUGGCUCUGUAUUUGGAGAGCAGUCUACGUAUUCACUUGUAGUUCGGAUUCAUUUGGGAUAGAAUGAUUUGAACAGUUGAAUCAAUACCAAACAACUGAUGUUCUUUUAUCAAUACAAGUAUUUUUGCAUUGUUAUGAAUCUUGAA